CGCCAGGACGCCAUUUUGGUGGAAAGUUUGGAAUUUCUGAUACAUGGGAAAAGGAGGGGGCGAGCGCAUGAGAAGUUUGACUCUAGGAAAAACAAUCAGUCAGAAAGGGGAACUACGAGGGAAAACUCUUGGCGGAAGUAACGGAAUACAGCACGAAUGCACAGAUUGAAUUUUGUAUUAUUUACCUCAAACGGGAUUUGCUUUUUUGGUGGUCUUUACAUUUGCACCGCUAGAGUUAAGGGCAGUUUCCAGACCUAUGUGCUGGCAUAUGCUGGUUUCUAGUCAUGCAGUACUCAGCCGUGAUUCGUGCUGGUUGAACAUAUAGUUUGCAACAGUUUCGUAUGGAAUUUGAGGUGUCCAAACACUAACUACGUGUCUCCUUUGGUUGCAAAAUCGAAUAUCGCAUGUGUCUGUUGUAGCGGCGUGUCCUGUUUGCCGCUGUCAGGUCUAUGCAGUGCUGAUACUGGCUGCUUGUGAAAGGGUGGUGGUGUUGUAGUAGGGGCGAGCUGGACGCCGGGAUUCAGGUCAGUGUUUUCUUCACAUCUAUGUAACGGACGUGAUCCGUAGUCAAGAGAAAGCAAUAUCCGACCUGCAUAUAGAAGGUAACAGAAACUGCCUUAAAGGACGUCUGAAAACCAAGGGGAGGAUUUUUCCUAUUUAACUUCACUACCAAUUCAGCUAAUAAGGUAGUGACAAACAACUGUUUGCUUAACGUUACUUGUCAGCUAGCUACACCUGGAGAGCUAGCCUAAACAUGCCAGUAAGGAAGAAAGAUGCUCAGCGGGCACUGAUUAUCCUGGAGGAAUAUCGAACGAAACUCGGACAAACAGAGGAUGGACAACUCAGACAUUCGAUUGAGAGGGUCAUCGACAUCUUCCAGAGCGACCUCUUCCAGGCACUCAUAGAUAUCCAGGAAUUUUACGAAGUGACCUUAUUGGACAGUGGGAAAUGUGCAGAGUCUCCAGAGCCGCCAGGACCCUUGCCCCCAGUCAACCUGUGGGAUCUGUCCAGCCUCCCAAGCACAACUGUGACUUCACAAACCCUGCCGAGCAGCCUUAACACCAGCGUAGAGAAAUACAGACAGCAAGAUGAGGACGCGUCACCCCCGGAGAACAGCUCCCCGCAGCUCGCCGGCGAGGCCCCACAGGGCCCGGAGCUGGUGCAGGUUUCGGAGAAGAGCCUGUCCCAGAUCGAGAACGUGCACGGCUUCGUCUCGCGCUCCCACAUCUCCCCCAUGAAGGUAGAGUCCCUGGAAUGCAUCUUCGACGGGCCGCCCCCUAUGGGCCACGAAGAGGUCCCCGCCCCCGCCUUCUCCACCCUGUACCCUCAGAGCAGCGCGCUGCUGCAGACAGAUGCCGCUCCCAUAAUCCCCGUGAUUCCCAUCUCGCCGGUCCCAGCCGAGACCCCCAUCACCCCCAUCAUCCCUCCACCCGCCUCACAGGCAAACCCUCCUCCCGUAGUGGUGAAUACAGAUAAUCUGGAUGCACCUCCAUAUGUGAACGGAACAGAAGCCGAUUUUGAAUAUGAGGAAAUCACACUUGAACGGGUAAGGUCACCGUUUCGUUUUGAUACCGUGUUUGUAAGGACAGGCACCAUAGAAUUCCAAGUACUGCUCAAGCCAUUGGAUGAUGUGGAUGUUGGCGUGACGCACCUGUGCGUGCCGGCACGUAACGCUGUCUCCCUGCGUCGCCGCCAGAAACUGUCUGGGUUCAGCAUCGCGGGGGCCGGAUACCCCCAUGGCGAGGACCCAGCAUCUCAUCACCAGGUUUUCAGUUGGCCUACUAGCAUACAUGAAGGUAAAACAAAGAUGAAUCUUUGCCUCCGUAGGGUCAAUGACAGCAUCCUGAGGGUGAACGAUGUUGACGUGAGAGACGUCACCCACAGCAAGGCUGUGGAGGCCCUGAAAGAAGCCGGCUCCAUCGUCAGACUCUACGUCAGAAGAAGAAAACCCAUGACGGAGAAGAUCAUGGAAAUCAAGCUUGUCAAGGGUCCCAAAGGUCUUGGUUUCAGCAUAGCCGGGGGAGUGGGAAAUCAGCACAUCCCCGGCGACAACAGCAUCUACGUCACAAAAGUCAUCGAGGGCGGGGCGGCGCACAAAGACGGGAAGCUACAAAUAGGGGACAAGCUUUUGGCGGUGAACAGUGUUUGCCUUGAGGAGGUGAGUCACGAGGACGCCGUGACAGCCUUGAAAAACACCCCCGACGUGGUGUACCUGAAAGUGGCUAAACCCACCAGUGUCUUCAUGAACGACAGCUUCGCUCCCCCCGAUAUCACCAACUCUUAUUCCCAGCACACGGAGAAUCAUAUCAGCCCCCUCAGCCCCCCUACCUUCCUGGGCCAGCCACCUGCCCCCUCACCCACAGGACGCUACUCCCCCACCCCCAAAGCCAUGCUGGGUGAUGAAGAUAUCACCAGACGCGUCCUUUCGCAGGUGAACGGGGUGGACCUCCACAGUUCCACGCACGAGCAGGCGGCGGCGGCGCUGAAGAACGCGGGACAGACGGUCACCAUCGUGGCGCAGUACAGGCCGGAGGAAUACAGCCGAUUCGAAGCCAAAAUCCAUGACCUACGGGAGCAAAUGAUGAACAGCAGCAUCAGUUCUGGGUCCGGCUCUCUGCGGACCAACCAGAAGAGAUCUCUGUAUGUCAGAGCUCUGUUUGACUAUGACAAGGCGAAGGACUCCGGGCUACCCAGCCAGGGCCUGAACUUCAAAUUCGGGGACGUCCUGCACGUGGUGAACGCCUCGGACGAUGAGUGGUGGCAGGCGAGACAGGUCACGGCGGACGGGGAGGUGGAGGAGGUCGGCGUCAUUCCCAGCAAACGGAGGGUGGAGAAGAAAGAGAGAGCCAGGUUAAAAACGGUCAAAUUCAACCCCAAGUCCAGAGAGAAGGGGUCAUUCAAUGACAAGCGUAAAAAGAGCCUCUUUUCCCGAAAGUUCUCUUUCCACAAGAACAAGGACCAGAGCGAGCAGGAAACGAGCGAUGCCGAGCAGCAUGUAACCUCUAAUGCCAGCGAUAGUGAAAGUAGCUACCGUGGCCAGGAGGAAUAUGUGCUGUCUUAUGAGCCAGUGAGUCAGCAGGAAGUGAGCUACAGCCGUCCAGUAAUCAUCCUGGGACCCAUGAAAGACCGAGUAAACGACGAUCUGAUUUCGGAAUUCCCUGACAAAUUUGGAUCUUGCGUACCCCACACGACCAGACCGAAGCGAGAAUACGAGGUGGACUCCAGGGAUUACCACUUUGUGGUGUCGCGGGAGCAGAUGGAGAAGGACAUCCAGGACCACAAGUUCAUCGAGGCCGGCCAGUACAACAACCACCUGUACGGGACGAGCGUCCAGUCCGUGCGCGAGGUGGCCGAGAAGGGGAAACACUGCAUCCUGGAUGUGUCAGGCAACGCCAUUAAGAGACUCCAAAUCGCACAGUUGUAUCCAAUUGCAGUUUUCAUUAAACCAAAAACUGUGGAAAAUAUAAUGGAAAUGAACAAGAGGCUGACGGAGGAGCAGGCCAGGAAGACCUUCGACAGAGCUAUGAAGCUGGAGCAGGAGUUCACAGAGAACUUCACUGCUAUUGUUCAAGGGGACACCUUGGAAGAGAUCUACGAACAGGUUAAACAGAUCAUCGAGGAACAGUCUGGGCCCUGUGUAUGGGUACCAGCCAAGGAUAAAUUAUGAAGGAGGCUGAAGAUUUUCUUCAACUUAAUUUAUUUUCUUUUAGCCAACUUAGCCUGCUGCAUUUGGCUUCACUACCAAAAGGUCUGGAGUCAAAUUGCCCCUCUUCCCUUUGUCAUGACUGGGGUCAGGGUUCAGAGGUCAUAACCUCCACCAGGCCCCCACACACUCUCCCACAUUUAACAUUAGCAGUCUCUUCAGGAGUGAUGUUGGAUCACCACUGAUCAAGGAAAGAGGUAAUACCUAACCAGCGACAAAAAAAAAUAGGGUUUUGACGGUACAAUUCCUUAAUGUUUAAGGGAGGUGACUUUCUGCAAAAAAAUAAAAAUUUUAGAUGCAUUGUGUAUAUUUAUAACUUCUCUAGAUUUUUUUCAUGAAAUAGGAAAUGCAUUCUCACGCAUUUGGGUCAUUCUAAAAUGAAAGCAAAACUUUGCACGUUAUAGCUUUAACAGCAUGUUUUCAACAUUUCUUUGUUUGCAGCUUUAUUUCUCUCAUUUAUACUGUUCCCAGUUUUUUCAUAGUCUUGUUCCUGUAGCGAGUUAGGCGUAGUCUUGUUUUUCAGCAUAUUGUAUUCAUGUUUAUUUUUUACUUGUAACCUUGUCAUUGAGUACAUGUUAAAACGGCCAUUCUUUUUCAUCACUUUGAACUACACAGAAACGUGUUCACGCGGUACGUGUUGGGGUGUUGGCAAGUUGGGUUUCUGAAAGUGUUGUCUGUCCUUUUAUCGUUGAACUUCAUUCACGACCACAAUCUUUGAUAGUUUUAAGUUUAGGUGCUUUGGAGAGCUCUUAACGCCCAUGAGAAAAACAAAUGGCCAUUUCUGAAAAGAUGUCCAAAUGUUUGUAGGGAGGAAAAUGCCAAUGCAAAAACUCUUAAGGAUUUAUUGUACACUGAGAUUUUAACAGAUGUUUAACCCUCUUCCUAUUUUGUUAUAAUAAAGUCUAUAUUGAGCUUUA
Anguilla rostrata (American eel) is the source of this 4620-nucleotide messenger RNA. RefSeq names its product disks large homolog 1-like. Gene Ontology annotation, molecular function: kinase binding. The coding region runs from base 755 to 3667 and encodes 970 amino acids. Lineage: Eukaryota; Metazoa; Chordata; Actinopteri; Anguilliformes; Anguillidae. The transcript is spliced from 25 exons. The record is from RefSeq and is a predicted model, not a curated record. Gene Ontology annotation, cellular component: neuromuscular junction; postsynaptic density membrane; neuron projection. Gene Ontology annotation, biological process: establishment or maintenance of epithelial cell apical/basal polarity; cell-cell adhesion; chemical synaptic transmission.